AUGUAUAUGCCAGUAAGAAAAUGGGCUGCAGAGUUUGUAUCGCAAUUUGACCAGUUCAGCGGCAGCAAGCAUUUUGUGGAGUACUGUGGCAUGAGGAGAGACGAAUCCCGGCGAGCAUGUGCAAAUAGAUUCAUCACGAUUGCACCUCAAUUAAUGGCCCAGUCAUUAUCUCUCUUCCUAGUCAAAUCGGUUAAACUGACAGCGAAAGGGUCGGGCAGUGGAGAAUAUCGAAAGUCUUUCCGAAGCCAAAAUCCAAAGUCUUCAUAA
This is a messenger RNA of Sclerotinia sclerotiorum 1980 UF-70, 267 nucleotides long. RefSeq lists its product with no specific name. The record is from RefSeq and is a predicted model, not a curated record. The coding region runs from base 1 to 267 and encodes 88 amino acids. NCBI's taxonomy places the organism in Eukaryota, Fungi, Ascomycota, Leotiomycetes, Helotiales, Sclerotiniaceae. The transcript has 3 exons.